Molecule: messenger RNA, 367 nt
Organism: Amoebophrya sp. A25
Lineage: Eukaryota; Dinophyceae; Syndiniales; Amoebophryaceae
Source: the annotation of a GenBank genome assembly
ACAAAGACGAUGGAGAUAAAACAACAAGCCGUCGAGGUCGAAGAUGAUGAUCAAAGAACAGAAGAACAACAACAAGAGCAGGCGGUCAAGGAGCUUGGGCACAUGAAGCCUGAUUCUGACGGCGCUAACCUUAACCUCCUUCAUAUUCACAAAAAUGAAGAAGAAGCUGUUCGGUUUGUUGAGAGGAGUAACGAUAUUUUUCGUAUUCCAGAACACGUCGAGAAAAAAGCACGUGGUCUCGCCGCUUCAGUUGUUGAUCAUGAUGAACAACGUUUAACAAGUGCAUUCCUGCUUUCACAAUUAUAUCAACAAGGGGGAGGUGAACGACGUGAAACUAGACAAAACAACAAGAGAGAUUAUCUCCGCC